AUGACGGGGAAAGCAGGGGAAGCGCUGAGCAAGCCCAAAGCCGAGACAGUGGCCAAGAACACCUCGGGGGGAACCCCGGCCAGGUGCACCGGGUUUGGCAUCCAGGAGAUCCUGGGCUUGAACAAGGAGCCCCCCAGCUCCCACCCGCGGGCUGCCCUCGACGGCCUGGCCCCCGGGCACUUGCUGGCUGCGCGCUCAGUGCUCAGUCCCGCAGGAGUGGGCGGCAUGGGGCUGCUGGGGCCCGGGGGGCUCCCCGGCUUCUACGCACAGCCCACCUUCCUGGAAGUGCUAUCCGACCCGCAGAGCGUCCACUUGCAGCCGCUGGGCAGAGCAUCGGGGCCGCUGGACACCAGCCAGACGGCCAGCUCGGAUUCUGAAGAUGUUUCCUCCAGCGACCGAAAAAUGUCCAAGUCGGCUUUAAACCAGACCAAGAAACGGAAGAAGCGGCGACACAGGACAAUCUUUACGUCCUACCAGCUAGAGGAGCUGGAGAAGGCGUUCAAUGAGGCCCACUACCCAGACGUCUAUGCCCGGGAGAUGCUGGCCAUGAAAACGGAGCUGCCCGAAGAUAGGAUACAGGUCUGGUUCCAGAACCGCAGAGCCAAGUGGAGGAAGCGGGAGAAGUGCUGGGGCCGGAGCAGUGUGAUGGCGGAGUACGGGCUCUAUGGGGCCAUGGUGCGCCACUCCAUCCCCCUGCCAGAGUCCAUCCUCAAGUCUGCCAAGGAUGGCAUCAUGGACUCCUGUGCCCCGUGGCUGCUGGGGAUGCACAAAAAGUCGCUGGAGGCGGCAGCUGAGUCGGGGAGGAAGCCCGAGGUGGAGCGCCAGGCCCUGCCCAAGCUCGACAAGAUGGAGCAGGAGGAGCGGGGCCCUGACCCCCCGGCCGCCAUGUCCCAGGAGGAACUGAGGGAGAACAGCAUCGCAGCGCUCCGAGCCAGAGCGCAGGAGCACAGCACCAAAGUGCUGGGGACUGUGUCUGGGCCCGACAGCCUGGCCAGGAACGCCGAGGAGCCGGAGGAGGAGGAGGCCACAGAUGAAGACAGGCCAGCGGAGAAGCUGAGUCCACCGCAGCUCGAGGACAUGGCUUAGGUCAAGGGUUUGCAGACACCGGAACCCCAGGACUCUGCUCUCCUUGAGGCCUGCGGUGUUGGGAGGUGUCCUCUGAGGCGGGACCCAGGCCUGGCCUCUGCCACUCUCCCCUGGCCCCACAGGCUCUCCAUGACCCUGGAUGACUUCAGGCACAACUCAGUUCUGGCCAAGGCACUGGGCCAUGCUGAGACAUCCCUGCCUAGUCUUAACCUGUCCAGCAUCCUCCUCCUCAUUCUAACGGCCCUGCCUCAGAAGCCUUCUUGCUGCCCCAAACCACCCCCUCAAGUUGCUUUCACUCAAUCCCUUGGCAAUCCUCACUAUCCAAAGCCACCGCUCACUCUCGGUUCUCCUGCUCAAAAAGCCCUUCUUCCCAGCUCAGCACCCCUGUGGAUUUUGCUCUGUCCAGACCCAAAGCCGCUGCCGCAAACACACUGCCUGCCACAGUGGUGACAGGGAUGGAGGACCUGCACUCCAGCACCAAUGUCCUGUGUGCCCCGGCCCUCAGCAAAACUCUCCUCCCCUGCCUGUGCCUGCUACUGUGUGGAUGUACUGUCCUGUGGGCCCAGA
Messenger RNA from Camelus dromedarius (Arabian camel), 1653 nucleotides. It is a transcript of the gene VSX2, whose product is annotated as visual system homeobox 2. NCBI's taxonomy places the organism in Eukaryota, Metazoa, Chordata, Mammalia, Artiodactyla, Camelidae. The coding region runs from base 1 to 1086 and encodes 361 amino acids. Gene Ontology annotation, molecular function: DNA-binding transcription factor activity, RNA polymerase II-specific; sequence-specific double-stranded DNA binding. The transcript has 5 exons. The record is from RefSeq and is a predicted model, not a curated record. Gene Ontology annotation, cellular component: nucleus. Gene Ontology annotation, biological process: regulation of transcription by RNA polymerase II.